UUCUGGACUUUCUGCAAUUCAAAACAUCAUAUUUUUGUUUAAAGUGGAUCAUUUGCAUUGAUUGAUCAGGAUGAAACUUGAAUUGAAUCCAGAUUAUCUGCCCAUCAGAACCAGUGACGACUGCACCUCUCCUCUCCUGGAUGCUCUCUCUCUGUCUGCUGCCCUCAUUUCUCUCCUCCCACUCAUCACCGUUUAUUUCAGCCUGAUCACUUCGCCGCUGCUCGCAGUGAAACCCUCCCAGCUGAGAGCAGACGCCUUCUCCACUGUGUCUCUUUGCUCCACCUUUACUUUCCGCUUGCUGUGGCCUCUGGUUUCAGGACUUUGGAUCCUCCUCCAGCCCACCAUGCGGUCUCUGCUGGAGAGCAGCUGGUUGAGGUUUGGACCUGCAGGUCGGGACUCUCUGGACUGGUCCACUGUCCCAUCACCGCUGCCGUCCACUGACAGACAGGCUACGGGUCAAGGUUCAGGUGAAGCCAUCAUCAGCACCAGAUCCAUCACCUACAUCGCCAUAGGAACGGCUUCCUUCCUCGUCCUUUUUGUGAGCAUCCUUGGCUUUCUGAUCUGUCGGCGCCGGCGGAGCUUCCGCCUGGACGGGAAGCUGGAUCUGGCCAACGUGAUCGCCCUGGAGGAUCUGCAGGACCCGGAGAGGAACUGCGAGCUGCUGUCCUCCCUGCGCCGCAGCCAGUUUCCCAGCAGCAGCUCUGAACAGGAUGUGUCAGAUGGCGUGUUCCUCAUGGUCUACCUGCCCCCCCCUAUGAGCAAACCCUCACCAGGAUCGCCAGGGCGGCCAGCACAAGCAGCUCCAAGGACGUGGAGCUGCUGCCAUCCAGUCCUGGACCAGAGACGGGAGAGACAGAGAAAGAAGGGAUGGGAAUGAAUGAUGAAAUCGUCCUGAAGGAAGAAAAUAUGACUGAAUAAAUGUGAAAUAAAUAAGAGGACAAUAAAAGACAGAAAUCAACAAUAAAAGAGAUUCAUUAUACAAAUUAUUUCUUCUCUCUAAUGCCUCUUGGUGAGCCAGACUUCUUCAGGAAGGUCACAUGGUAGAAGAAGAGGUCACUGCUCCUGUGCAUUGAACAUAAUUCGGCUGAUUCAGAACACACCAUCAGGACAUCGAUCCGUCGAUCAGUCGAUCAGUUGAUCCAUCAAUCCAUCGAUCCAUCAAUUCAUCGAUCCGUCGAUCCAUCGAUUCGUCGAUCCGUCGAACUAUCAAUUCAUAGAUCAGUCGAUCCAUCGAUCCAUCGAUCCGUCAAUCCGUCAAUCCAUCGAUUCGUCGACCGUCGAUUCAUCGAUUCAUCGAUCCAUCGAUCCAUCGAUCCGUCAAUCCGUCAAUCCAUCGAUUCGUUGAUCCGUCGAUCCAUCAAUUCAUCGAUCCAUCAAUUCAUCGAUUCGUCGAUCCAUCAAUUUAUCGAUCCAUCGAUCAGUCGAUCCAUCGAUCCAUCGAUCCAUCGAUUCAUUCGCUGUUGAAAGGGACACUGCCACGGUUUCCCUUUAGAUGACAAUUUAAAAACACACAAACAGAACCAUGAACUAGAACUUCCUCCCUCUGUAGCCGAACUGAACCCAGGAGAUAUUUACAGGUUAAAAAGUUGAAACAUUCCUCAUUCAAAAACACCAGCAGAAAAAUCCCUGCUUGUUUUACAUUAAGGCUUGUAAAAAUGUAAAUCUGCACAAAAGAGAUUCUAUUUUUUACAUUUCUGGUUUAUCUGUUUUAUUAGCUGUAGCACGGUUGUGUUUUUUACCUUUGAACUUUCCUGCUCUUGUGUUUGAACAGAACCAGCUGGACUGAAUGUUACAGAUCAAGGUGAUUAUUUGUAUCCUGUCUUUGAAGACUAAUAAUAAAGAAAGC
Messenger RNA from Poeciliopsis prolifica (blackstripe livebearer), 1846 nucleotides. RefSeq lists its product as uncharacterized. NCBI's taxonomy places the organism in Eukaryota, Metazoa, Chordata, Actinopteri, Cyprinodontiformes, Poeciliidae. Bases 71 to 877 code for a protein of 268 amino acids. The record is from RefSeq and is a predicted model, not a curated record. The transcript has 2 exons.